CCAAUUAGGAUACAGCACUGUCUCUGAGGGUGGAGAUUCUUCUAAGGUUAACCACGGCGAGAGGCGGGCUUCGUUGACUGCUGCUGCCUGGCUUGUGUGUCCUACUGAAUGGUUCUCUCUGAACGUAGGGCACGUUAGAAAAGAGUCUGCAGAAUGUUGAAGUGUAGGGCGACGUGGCAGAAGCUGGCUCCACUGGCCAGGUCCUUCACUCCGUGGGGCCGAAAGCCCAACGUAUCAAAAUUCAAGGAUCCUUGCGGUGGUGUACCUAUAGCUCAGAUGUCUUCAAAUAUACCAGGUCGUAGCAGUGAAAACAUGAUUUAUUAUCUACUUGUAGGUGGGACGUUUGUUGGUUCUGGUAUAUAUGUAUAUAGACAUUUACAGGAGGAUAAAGCCCGAUUUAAUGAAAGAAUGGCUCUUGUUCUGAAACCUGUGAAUGAAAAACCAUUUACAGAUUCAUCAAUAUAUGACAAAUCUCCUGUGGCUAAGACAGAGGUAUCCCCAGUUGUAGAAGAACAGGGGCCUAAGCCCCCAGAAGAAAGUGCAGGUGCUGUCACUGAGGAAUUGCAAAAAGUGUCCACUGAAGAAGCCUUUAAAGAACAUGCAGAGAUUACCACAUCUUCUUCAGAACCCAUAUCAGUGGAAAAGAAUGAACAACCAGAAGGGGCUCAAGAAGCGACAGUUGUUCAGGCACGGCCUGAAAUACCUCCGCAUGCUCCUUACCUCCUUAUUGGUGGUGGUACAGCAUCUUUUGCAGCAGCAAGAUCCAUUCGAGCUAGAGAUCCAGGUGCAAGGGUACUUAUUGUCUCUGAAGAAGCAGUUCUGCCAUACAUGCGUCCACCACUUUCCAAAGAGCUCUGGUUCUCUGAUGAUCCAAAUGUGAAAGAGACAUUAAGAUUUAAGCAGUGGAAUGGAAAAGAAAGGAGUAUCUAUUUUCAACCACUUUCUUUCUACGUGAGCCCACAGGAUCUGCCUUACGUAGAAAAUGGAGGAGUAGCUGUACUUAAUGACAGAAAGGUUGUUCACAUGGAUGCCCGGGGAAACAAGGUGAGACUAGAUGAUGGCUCUGAAAUCUCAUAUGAAAAAUGCUUAAUAGCUACAGGUGGCACACCAAGGAAUUUGCCAUCUAUUGAAAGGGCUGGAGAGGAAGUGAAGAAAAGAACAACACUUUUCCGAAAGAUUGAAGAUUUUAAGUCUCUAGAAACUAUAUCCCGAGAUGUAAAAUCUGUCACUAUUAUUGGUGGAGGUUUCCUUGGAAGCGAAUUAGCUUGUGCUCUUGGAAGGAGAGCACAAGAAACUAGCCUUGAGGUCAACCAGAUAUUUCCGGAAAGGGGCAAUAUGGGGAAAAUAUUACCAGAGUACCUCAGCAACUGGACCACAGAGAAGGUCAAAAAAGAGGGUGUGAAUGUGAUGCCAGACUCCGUUGUAAAAUCAGUGAAUUAUGAAAAUGGAAGACUGUCAAUUAAACUAAAAGAUGGCAGAAUGGUGAAAACAGACCACAUUGUGGCAGCUGUUGGUUUAGAGCCAAAUGUUGAACUUGCGAAGUCAGGAGGCCUUGAAGUAGACUCUGAUUUUGGAGGGUUUCGGGUGAACUCAGAACUUCAGGCACGAUCAAACAUAUGGGUGGCUGGGGAUGCAGCUUGCUUUUAUGAUAUUAAACUGGGACGUCGGCGUGUUGAACAUCAUGACCAUGCUGUAGUCAGUGGCAGGCUAGCUGGAGAAAACAUGACUGGGGCAAGCAAACCAUACUGGCACCAGUCCAUGUUCUGGAGUGACCUUGGACCUUAUGUGGGUUAUGAAGCUAUUGGGAUUGUAGAUAGCAGUUUACCAACUGUGGGUGUUUUUGCUAAAGCAACAGCAAAAGACACACCAAAAGCAGCAACAGAGGAAUCAGGUACUGGUAUCCGAUCAGAAAGUGAGACUGAAGCAACAGCUUCUGGGGUUGGCAUUUCCACUAAGGCCGUGUCUACACUUAAUACACCUCAGCAGGGAGACGAUUAUGGAAAGGGUGUUAUUUUCUACCUAAGAGACAAAGUGAUCGUUGGUGUCAUACUCUGGAAUGUAUUUAACAGGAUGCCUAUAGCUAGAAAGAUCAUUAAGGAUGGAGAAGAACAUGCAGACCUGAACGAAGUAGCCAAGCUAUUCAAUAUACAUGACGACUGAAAACCAAUUAUAUUUAGCACUUAUGGACUAGUUUUUUAAUAUUGAUCUUUUUAUGUGACUUUAAACCACUCAAGAGAUGCUCUUAAAGACCAGAAGAGUGCACAUUUAUUUCCUCUGUAUUGUCCCAGCUUCAAUCAGUGAAUGUUUGUUAAAAUUGUGUUAAGACUGUAUGAUCUGCAAGUUCUAUGAAAAUAAAUGUAUAUUUGAGUAACAGCUGACAACUA
Polypterus senegalus (gray bichir) is the source of this 2384-nucleotide messenger RNA. It is a transcript of the gene aifm1, whose product is annotated as apoptosis inducing factor mitochondrion associated 1. Bases 154 to 2160 code for a protein of 668 amino acids. Gene Ontology annotation, cellular component: mitochondrion; cytoplasm. The transcript is spliced from 18 exons. Gene Ontology annotation, biological process: mitochondrial respiratory chain complex assembly; apoptotic process. Gene Ontology annotation, molecular function: FAD binding; NAD(P)H oxidase H2O2-forming activity; protein dimerization activity. NCBI's taxonomy places the organism in Eukaryota, Metazoa, Chordata, Cladistia, Polypteriformes, Polypteridae. The record is from RefSeq and is a predicted model, not a curated record.